Molecule: messenger RNA, 1077 nt
Organism: Trichoderma asperellum CBS 433.97
Lineage: Eukaryota; Fungi; Ascomycota; Sordariomycetes; Hypocreales; Hypocreaceae
Biological process (GO): poly(A)+ mRNA export from nucleus
Cellular component (GO): nucleus
Source: RefSeq, a predicted model, not a curated record
UCACCCCCUUUGUUCGAAUACCGCUGCUAUUCUACUGUUCUACUGCUACUCCUGCCGCCUACCUGGUAGCGCAGCUUCUUCUUCCGCUCCCUUGAGCCCAAUUUAAUUUCGUCACCGCAACUGCGCGCCAUUCCUUUCAUCCCGACCCGAAUUUCCAUCACCUUUUUUUUUUUCUUCCAAAAUGUCCGACUACGCCUCCCUCAAAGUGCCGGAGCUGAAGAAGCUCCUGGCUGAGAAGAAGCUGUCGCAGACCGGCAACAAGGCCGAUCUCAUUGCGCGCCUGCAAGAGGCCGACAAGAAGGAUGCCACCGCGUCAGCAGAGGACAGCAAGCCUGCCGAGAACAAAGAGGACGAAAUCAGCUACAGCGACGACGAAGCCACUGCCGCGCCGGCCGCCUCAAAACCUGAAAAGGCAAAAGCACCAGAGAAGCCCGUAGAGAAGCCCACCGAAGCGCCCGCCGCCGCCGCAGCAGCCCCAGCAGACACGGAGGAAGCGACGAAGCCCGCCGAAGAAGAAAAGCCCGCUGCCGAGGAAGAGGCCAAGGAGCCCGCGCCAUCCUUCGCCAUUGGCCUCUCGUCCACCACUGCCGACGAGGAGCUUAAGAAGCGCGUCGAGCGUGCCAAGCGCUUCGGCACCGAGCUCGACGAGGAGACCAAGAAGCUGGCCGAGCGAGCCAAGCGCUUUGGUAUCAAUGACAAGGAAUUGGCCAGCGGAUUGGACGCGGCUCUGCCCGAGAGAUCGCUGAAGCGUGGCCGCGGCCGUAACGAGGGCGAUGGCAACAGGCCCGGCAAGCGACGCAGCCAGGACCGCAAGGGACCUUCUGCCAACGAGAGGCGCAGCGGCCGCAACAACAAGAAUCAGGGUGGCAAUGCCUCGGGCAAGCCCAAGUUCGGCAGCAUCAUAGAAGAUCCUGCCGAGAGGGCCAAGGCCGAGAAGCGAGCUGCUAGAUUUGCUGCGGCGUAAGCUGUUGGAAGAGGUAAAACGAUGGAAAGCUACUCAAGCUGGAAGAUGAUUGGCAAAGAAUGUUGAUUUAGCUGGGCUGAAGCUUAAGAAAUGUGAAGAAAAAGAAGAAAAAA